Molecule: messenger RNA, 1362 nt
Organism: Colletotrichum lupini
Lineage: Eukaryota; Fungi; Ascomycota; Sordariomycetes; Glomerellales; Glomerellaceae
Product: CFEM domain-containing protein
Exons: 7
Coding region: 1-1362 (453 amino acids)
Source: RefSeq, a predicted model, not a curated record
AUGUCUGCUACCCGUCUCUUCUUCUUGCUCGCUUGCUUCCUGGGCCUUGGAAGUUUCGUCGCCGCGUCAGAUAUCUCGUAUCAGGGCAUCCCCAGCUGUGCCAUGCAGAUCAAAUGUAUCUUCCAGGAGAUCGGCCAUUCGUCCUGCCCCUUAACGGAUCAAAAAUGCAUGUGUAACGAUAACGUUUUGGCGGGAUACGUGCAGGUAUGCGUCGAGGCAAAUUGCACUGUCAUGGAGAUGCUCGCGGCACGCAAUUCGUCAUUGGCUGCCUGUGGUGAUGCCCCUGCUCAGCAGGAUACCGUCAUGGCGUGGUUCAGGGCGGUUCUUUUCGCCCUACCAACCUUUUUCAUAAUCGUGCGAAUGGUGAACAAGUUUCUAAAGCUGUCGCCUUGGGGUUGGGACGACACAACCAUCGUCAUAGCCUAUGUAUGUUAUGCAGAAAUCCACCCUCUCUCAUUCCCUCGACAAGUUUCCCUGACAAUCACAAAGGCCGUACUAGCAGCUUUCCUGCCAGCAGCAUAUCUUGCCGAACAAACUGGUGCAGGAAGAGAUAUAUGGGCACUGUCAGAAAACCAAAUUACUGAUUUUCUUUUGCUAUUUAUCAUAUUCGGUAUGCUCUAUAUGACCUGCCUAGCCUUUAUCAAGGCCUCGAUCAUAUUUCUAUACCUGCGAAUCUUCCCCGACGAAACCUUCCGCCGAAUACUUUGGUGUACUCAGCUGUUCAACCUUCUUCUUUGGAUCGCUUUCAUCGCCGGUACUUUCGGCUCUUGUCAGCCCUUGCACUUCUUCUGGCAUGGAUGGAAAAGAGAUAUGGAGGGCAAAUGCUUCAACUUGAACGCCUUUGCCAUGUGCCAUGGCGCAUUGAACGUGGCUCUGGAUGCAUGGAUGCUAGUACUUCCAGCAACUCAAGUCUAUUCGCUGAGAAUGCAGCGCAAGCAGAAGCUGGGUGUGAUGUUGAUGUUCAGCGUAGGAGUUUUUCUCACUGCCGUUAGUGCCUAUCGAAUCAAGGCCCUUCUCAUCUUUGCGACAUCAUACAACGUCACAGGCAAGUCCGAAACAAGGGACUCACCAUCAGCUAGAAUGUCUAGAUCAGCAAAGGGUUCACACUCUGCCAGCCAAGCCUCACGAUCGGCAGCGGACCCCAAUGAACGACCGCGACUCGUGUCUUACGAGGAGUCCUCCAUAGCGCAUCUAGUCGGAGACUUCAACGAUAUCGACCUCAAUAACCUCAGCGAUGCGAGCCCGAUGGAGAGAGACCCGCCGAAGACGCCUAAAAACAAUGUCGUGUUACAGAAGGAUCCUGUAUCAGGAGGCUCAAGAAGUAGUGAUGGAGUCAUGAGCCAGAAGGGCUGGGAUGAAUGA